UCUUUAGCAUAUUAAAGGGUAAAAGUAGAGAAGAAAAAAAGAAGAGAAGAAACCCAUAAAAGAGAGAAAAAGAAAAUGUCUAAAGUUACAAGCUUUUGCAUGAUCGCCUUCCUAGUACUUCUGUUGGCGGCGUCGCAGGUUGUUUCCCGGCCAGUCCCGGUGGCCACCUUCUCCGACGUCACUCCGGUGGAGACCAAUCAUGGGGACAAGAUGGCAGUGAGAGGAGGUGUGGAGGGAAGCUGUGCAGGGGAAGGAGAAGAAGAAUGCCUGAUGAGAAGGACGAUGGAGGCUCACAUUGAUUAUAUCUACACACAGAAGCAGAAGCAGCCAUGAUCAGAUCAAUCACAUUCACUAUUCAUAAAUAUAUGAAAAAUUUUAUAAUCUCGUGGGUUUUUUAAAAUUGUACCUUGCGUUUUGUAAG
Messenger RNA from Ipomoea triloba (trilobed morning glory), 421 nucleotides. RefSeq names its product phytosulfokines 3-like. Gene Ontology annotation, cellular component: extracellular region. The transcript is spliced from 2 exons. The record is from RefSeq and is a predicted model, not a curated record. Gene Ontology annotation, biological process: cell population proliferation. Gene Ontology annotation, molecular function: growth factor activity. NCBI's taxonomy places the organism in Eukaryota, Viridiplantae, Streptophyta, Magnoliopsida, Solanales, Convolvulaceae. The coding region runs from base 76 to 333 and encodes 85 amino acids.